Messenger RNA from Cladocopium goreaui, 1752 nucleotides. Lineage: Eukaryota; Dinophyceae; Suessiales; Symbiodiniaceae. The record is from the annotation of a GenBank genome assembly.
AUGGCUGGUCUUGUUCCGCGUGGGACACGUCGUGUGCCACGUAUGCAGCUUCGUGGAUUUAGUGAGGUGCUGGACCACAGCGCCUAUCUCAACAUGAUUCUGAAUGCGAAGGUCUAUGACGUUUGCAAAAGAACUGAUUUGCACUUUGCCCCUGGACUCUCGAAGAGCACUGGCAGCCGGGUCUUCUUUAAACGUGAAGACCAACAAAGUGUCUACAGCUUCAAGCUGAGAGGUGCUUACAACAAGAUCGUGAAUUUGACGCCGGAGGAAAAGGCCAUGGGCAUUUGCGCCUGCUCCGCUGGGAACCACGCGCAGGGCGUGGCCUUCUCCGCAGCUGCUCUGGACAUCUCGGCAAAGAUCUUUAUGCCACAGACAACGCCCAACAUCAAGGUGGACGCAGUGCGCAGGUUCUCCAACGCGAAGUCCGAAGUCAUUCUCGUUGGAGACAACUAUGAUGCAGCUUAUGCUGCCACACUGGAAUGCAUGAAAGCUGAAGGCCGAGUCCUUGUGCAUCCGUUCAACGAUCCCUUGGUGAUUGCUGGGCAAGGCACCAUUGGCAAGGAGAUCCUUGAGCAGACGACAAAGGAAGAGGUGGAGGCCGUGUUCUGCUGCGUGGGCGGUGGCGGUCUCUUGGCGGGUGUGGCUGCUUUUCUGAAGGCUGUGAAGCCUGAGAUCAAGGUCAUCGGUGUCGAAGCGAUCGACAGUGCUGCGAUGACCGAGAGUCUUCGUGCCAAGGAGAUUGUAACAUUACCUUCAGUCGGCCUCUUUGCAGAUGGUGCUGCCGUCCCUCAGCCUGCAGGGAUGAUACAUUGUGAAACCACAAGGGAUCCGGCACGAUUGCCACGGGAAGAGAUCCUAAAACUUCUGAAAUCCCGGGAGCUCCUUGAUGUGGCGCGAGUGGGGGAUGAAACGUUUCGCCUUUGCUCCAAUCACGUGGAUGACAUGAUCACCGUCUCCACAGACGAGAUCUGUGCUGCCAUCAAGGAUUCCUUCAAAGAUACCCGUGUCAUGGCUGCAUUGUACCAGGUGUCUUGUGUGGUCCUGGAGCCCGCGGGCGCCUUGGCCACGGCCGGGCUGAAGCGCUACGCCGAGAGCGGCGACCGGGAGGGGGGGACCUUGGUUGCAGUGAGCAGUGGUGCCAACAUGGAUUUCGAUCGGUUGCGCUUCGUGUCUGAACGAGCAGAUACCUCCGAGACGCACAUCGCAGUUUAUAUUCCUGAAAAACCAGGAGCUUUUAUCGACUUCUACCGUCUCAUUUUCCCGCGCAACGUCACGGAGUUUUCCUACCGCAUUGGUGGAAAUCCUGCCAGUAUCUUCAUGAGCUUUCAGGCCACCUCCGAUGCGGAUCGGCAAAAGGCCAUCGACAGUUUGAGGUCUUCGGGCUACGAUGUGCUGGAUCUCAGUCAGAACGAGUUGGCCAAGACCCAUGGAAAAAGACUCAUAGGUGGCCGCGCGCCAGUGGAGCUUACGGCCGAGGAAGGUCUCUUCAGCUUUGAAUUCCCAGAGAAACCUGGAGCUUUGAUGAAGUUCCUGGAGCAGCUCCCAUCAGAUUUUAACGUGUCGCUUUUCCACUACCGCGGCCAUGGUGCCGACGUGGCUCGUGUGCUGGUGGGGCUGCAGGUGCCUAGCAAAUCCCGCCCACACUUCCGAGAGUAUUUGGCCUACCUGGUCUCAAAGGGAUAUUCUUGGAAGGAGUCGUCCGGACCCAAUGUGUUCGACUGUUCGACUUGUUUCAAGUUGUGGAUUGAAUGA